Messenger RNA from Impatiens glandulifera, 721 nucleotides. RefSeq names its product non-specific lipid transfer protein GPI-anchored 14-like. The transcript has 2 exons. NCBI's taxonomy places the organism in Eukaryota, Viridiplantae, Streptophyta, Magnoliopsida, Ericales, Balsaminaceae. The record is from RefSeq and is a predicted model, not a curated record. The coding region runs from base 37 to 609 and encodes 190 amino acids.
AAGAAAGAAAGAAAGAAAGAAAGAAAAGAAAGAAGGAUGCAGGGUUUAGGGUUUGUAGUAGUAGUAAUGAUGAUGAUGAUGAUGAUGAUGAAUGGAGGAGUUGUUAUUGUUGUAGUAUCUGCAGGAAAUAUAUCAGAGGAGAAGAACGAGUGCGCAGACCAGCUGAUCGGACUGGCUCCGUGCCUUGGGUACGUGGGUGGAAGCGGUAAUCGUCCGACAGUAGAUUGCUGCACGGGACUGAAACAAGUGGUUCAGAAGAGCAAGAGGUGUAUUUGUAUUCUGGUCAAAGACAGAGAUGAACCCUCCCUCGGUUUCAAGAUCAAUGUCACUCGCGCUCUAACCCUUCCCAAUGUUUGUCACGCCCCCGCCAAUGUCUCCGACUGCACCGCUCUUCUGAACUUGGCACCCAAUUCACCUGAAGCCAAAGUGUUUGAUGACUUUUUUGAACAUGGACAAAACAACAACACCACCACUACUACUAAGCCAGGGAAAGCCACCAGUACUCCGGCGUCAUCAAACACAAGGAACCGGCCUGAUUCUCAUCAUCUACUCCUCGUCGCCACUCUAGCUAUUACUCUUGCUCUCUUAAUAUAUUGCUUCCCCAUUUAAUUACUAUAUUAACUCAUCAUUUUUCUUUUUUUUGCUAAUUGUCCAGAAACUGUAUAAACUCCCUUAUGUCUCAUUAUUUCUUAUAAAUAAAAAUAUCUAUCAAAUAAAUAAA